GAGAAACAUAUUCGAUUCCAGCGGGUAUAUUUGAAAAAAGAUGGCUCUGUCACGUCGCAAAAAAAGUAAACUAAACUGGAACUGUGUUUAUACUAUAUACCGUAGUGGAAGGUAGCAGAGUUCAAGUCUGGCAAUUGUUGCUCACCAAUUUAAAUACUUUCAGUACAAUGAGAUCAACGUAACACUAGAACUGUAAUUAUAAAAAAUAGAUCAUUUCGCUGGUUUCCUUAUUUGGUGAAGCCAAAUGCUGCCUCGAUCAAGAAUUAUUUUACAGGCUGGGAGUCUUGUACUAUUUCUGGUGUCUGCAGUUUCAUGGUUUUACUGGACAAAUAAUGACCGGUUUGAACUACGUGACAGUAAUUCAUGUACUAAAGACUGCGUGCCGAACAUUGUACACUACAUAAUAUUUGGUAAAAAUUCACUUGACUUUAUAUCGUAUCUGAGUAUCCUGUCUGUGUUAAAGGUGCAGAAACCAGAGCAGCUCUUAAUACAUUCUGACAGCCCAGAUUUUGAAGGGAAUUACUGGUUGGCUAUUAAGUCAGCACCAUUUAAUGACACCAGUAUCCAUGUGUCUCUUCUUGAGCAACCAACACACGUGUUUGGUCAACGAUUGAGUUCAGUGUAUCAUUCUGCAGAUGUUGCAAGGAUUCAGAUACUGAUGCAGCAUGGAGGAAUUUAUUUGGACACAGACAUGCUUGUUCUACGUUCUCUAGAUAGAUACAGAAAUUCUGAAAUGGUUGUUGCAUGGCCAUAUGGUGAAUACAUUGGAAAUCAGAUUCUCAUUGCCAGCAAGAAUGCAAAGUUUCUGUCAAUGUGGCUUAAUAGCUACAGGAGCUACCACCCAAGGGAAUGGUACUAUAAUGCUGGGAAAGUACCAACAGAACAGAUAUUACAGAAGCAUCCUGAGCUAGCUCACCGUGAACAUUUCGCAUUUGGUGUUACUAAUCUGGGUGCCAAUCUGUAUGGUGCUUCUCCAUGGCCACAGUGGAGACUUUUAUCUGCAGUUCACUUGUUAAGUAGGCACCCUCCUGCACCACAACAUUUAGAUGAGAAGUUUGUUCGUACUUAUCGCUCUCCAUUUGGAGAAAUUUCUCGAUGGUUAUUAUACAAACUGAAGCCGAGGGUUGUUAUCCCUAAUUCAAAUGUCUCUACUGCUUCUGUGUGAUUGCUGCCAAUAUAUCUUUUGUACCUAACAUUUGAAAUGAGAAGCUGUAUUUUGUAUUUUGCAUUGUGCCUUUAAUGGAGUGUGAAAACAUGGAAGUGAUGCCUGGAUUUCGCUUACAGUUCUACUUUUUGCAAAUAAAACAGAAUAUAGCAUUUUUAUGUA
Schistocerca cancellata (South American locust) is the source of this 1327-nucleotide messenger RNA. RefSeq lists its product as uncharacterized. The coding region runs from base 245 to 1165 and encodes 306 amino acids. The transcript is spliced from 3 exons. Lineage: Eukaryota; Metazoa; Arthropoda; Insecta; Orthoptera; Acrididae. The record is from RefSeq and is a predicted model, not a curated record.